GGAGUCUAAUUCCCUCUAUUAGCAGGUGCGAACUAGUAUCAGUUCGCGCUGGUUUCACACGUCACCAGUCGUCCUCUAUUUCGCGAAUUGCGCUCUUCUUUUUGACGCGCGUUCGCGAGCUCCGUGCCUGUGCCGCUACCCACUGACUCCUGAGGCCAGAGCCACAAGCUGCCACGUGGCAGAAUUGUGACCCUCUGCUUUAUCCCUUUUAGCGGCAGCCUCGCGUGUCUCCGUGUGAACCUCUUGUCUUGUUCCCGAUUUCCCCUGAUCGACGGCGAAUCAGUUCAUAGUAGUCUUAAUCCACAACUAUGGCGCGCCGCUCCUUGGUUCACCUACUGCGACGAGCGUCGCCAGUCCUUCGCAACCCGUCGCCAUUCCACCUCAAUCACCUUUCGCCAUCGUCGCACCUUCCCCCUCUAACCGCCACCUUGUUCUCCUCCGCCUCCUCCGCCGCCUCCGCUUUCUCCUCCUCUUCCGCUUCGUUCUCGCCCUUCGCCGCGUCUCCCGCUGCCGCCUCCUCGCUUCCAGACGUUACAGUCGACGCGUCCACGGUGGUAGCGCACCCGUCCAUCACCUCCUCGCACGGCCUCACACCCAACCAGCUCGAAUUCCGCGCGCUUGCUCAGGACUUCGCAGCCAAUGAGCUGCUGCCACGCGCAGCGGAGUGGGACGCGCAGAAGCACUUCCCAGUGGACGUGCUGCGCAAGGCAGCGGGGCUGGGCUUCGCCGCUCUGUUCGUUAAAGAGGAUGUUGGGGGCUCAGGACUGGGCCGGGCCGACGGGGCAGUGAUCUUCGAGGCACUAGCUCAUGCUGACGUCAGCACUACUGCGUACCUGACCAUCCAUAACAUGAAUGCCAGCAUCAUUGACAGGUUUGGGUCAGAGGAGCAGCGGCACAAGUGGCUGCCUGCUCUGGCAACGAUGGAUCUCCUCUCCUCCUACUGCCUCACAGAGCCUGGCAGCGGGAGUGAUGCUGCUGCUCUCAAGACGACAGCACGGCAGGCACCUGGAUCAACCGUCUACAUCCUCAAUGGCUCCAAGGCGUUCAUCAGCGGAGCAACGGCGGCUGAUGUGUAUCUGGUUAUGGCACGGACGGAUGGGGAGGGGCCCAAGGGGAUAUCCUGCUUCUUGGUGGAAAAGGACAUGCCAGGGGUGUCCUUUGGUCAACUGGAGAAGAAGCUCGGGUGGAACUCACAACCCACGGCUGCGGUCAUCCUGGAAGACGUGAGGGUGCCAGCUGCAAACCUCAUCGGGGGGCGGGGCAACGGGUUCAGGAUCGCGAUGACUGGGCUGGAUGGGGGGAGGGUCAACAUCGGAGCAUGCAGUGUGGGAGGGGCGCAGUUCUGUCUCGAGUAUGCCCAGCAGUAUGCAGCAGACAGAAAACAGUUCGGCAAGCCAAUCACAUUGUUCCAGAACACGCAGUUCCAGCUCGCAGACAUGGCAACGGCAGUGGAGGCGUCUCGAUUGAUGGUUAGAAAUGCCGCCACUGGCAUCGAUAUCAAGGCGCCAUGGGCCACCACAGCUGCUGCCAUGGCAAAGAGGUUUGCAACUGAUAACUGCUACCAAGUAGCCAACCAGGCAUUACAGCUGCUUGGCGGCUAUGGCUUUCUUCAAGAUUACCCGGUGGAGCGAUAUGUGAGGGACCUUCGAGUCCAUACCAUUCUUGAGGGAACAAACGAGAUAAUGCGCCUCAUCAUAGCACGUCGACUGUUACAACCUUGACAAGGACCUCCACCUUUCCCCCCGUUGUAAAUAUUGUUGUUACUUGUUUUGUGACAUGCAAGUGUAAAUAUGUGUGAAGUGCAAUACUACUUGCAGGCUUUAGGGUGUUAAAACGAUUUUUGCUGCAUUCUUUGUAUGAGCAGCAGCUGAGUGCUCCAUGUCUUGUACCCGUACUGUACAGUAUUCCAGUCCGA
Molecule: messenger RNA, 1915 nt
Organism: Closterium sp. NIES-67
Lineage: Eukaryota; Viridiplantae; Streptophyta; Zygnematophyceae; Desmidiales; Closteriaceae
Source: the annotation of a GenBank genome assembly